Durusdinium trenchii is the source of this 408-nucleotide messenger RNA. The record is from the annotation of a GenBank genome assembly. Lineage: Eukaryota; Dinophyceae; Suessiales; Symbiodiniaceae.
AUGCUUGGUCACCAAGCAAUCUCAACUUGCAAGAAUCCGCAUGGUGUGCAGCCCACAAACAGAUGUUCCUUGAAUCAAGUACGUUGCAAUUUUAGUACAGGGUGUCAACCUCCAAAAGAGCAACCCGAACCGCUCAGGUGCCCAAUCACUUUCUUGGAAGAGGAUGUGCCACUGGUCGGAGCUCCAUGCGUAUUGUUCUCCCAGUAUGGCCUUGGAGAAGGGUUUUCCAAUGAACAGAAGAGCCGAGUGCAGAAAGCGUCAGUGAAGUUUCAACAACGAGCUUACGAUAUGGUGGACACCAGUGAGUUCACAGAAGCUAGCUUGCGGAAGAUGGCUGGCAACGGCAUGAGCCUGCCAGAGGGUGGGUUUAUGCUGCUGAUGAUGUUGCUGUGCAUCAGUAACAACUAA